AGCAGAUUACGAGAGAGAGAGGCAACUAGCCUCAAGAAAAUUCGUCGGAAAAUCUGACGAAUCGCUUCCUGAGGUGAAAUGGCUCGUAUUCCAUUGGGUUAUCAUCUUGUGAAGCAUUUUCCUAAAUGUGGGAACAGAGAUCUCUGGUACAAAGGGUACAUCCUGGUUCUGACAUUCCUAGCUUACACCACAUACCAUCUAUCAAGAAAACCUAUUGGGGUUGUAAAGGGUGUUCUGCACUCAAACUGCUCCAAGUACGAUGACGAUGAUGCUAGCAUCCCAUUCUUUCCCGUCUUUGAGAGCAACAGCAGCAAUGUUAACGAUAGCUGCUGGUGCUGCUGGGCCCCCUUUGGUGGUGGAAAUGCCAACAUACUCUUAGGGAGUCUGGACUAUGCCUACCUGUUUGCCUACGCUGUUGGAAUGUUUGUAAGUGGUCACAUCGGUGAGCGCGUGGAUUUGCGGUACUUCCUGUCGUUCGGGAUGAUCGCUUCCGGGUUCUGGACGGCGAUGGUCGGCAUGGCUUACUUCUGGAAUAUCCAUAGCUUCUACUACUUCAUCAUCAUGCAGAUCAUAGGCGGUCUAUUCCAGGCUACCGGAUGGCCGAGCGUGGUGGCGAUAGUCGCCAACUGGUUUGGAAAAGGAAGGAGAGGACUGAUUUUGGGUGUCUGGAACACCCACACCAGCCUCGGGAACAUCUUAGGCUCUCUGGUGGCAGGGAUAUUCGUGGACAAAGCUUGGGGCUGGUCCUUCGUCGUUCCCGGUUUCAUCAUCGGGGGGAUGGGGGUCAUCAUCUUCCUCUUCCUCAUAGUUUAUCCUUCUGAUAUUGACUGCAAGCCAACCAAUAGUUUACCGGUACCAUCCCCUGAUCCUAAUGAAUAUUCAGAUGAUGGAGAAGCAGUUCAUUCGAGGAGAGAGGAACAGGCUAAACCAGAAGAUAUAAAGGCAAUCACAUUUUGGGGAGCUCUUCAAAUUCCAGGUGUGAUCGAGUUCUCCCUCUGUCUCUUCUUUGCCAAACUAGUCAGCUACACAUUCCUGUAUUGGUUACCUGCGUACAUUCAUUCAACAUCCCAUGUGACUGACGAGAGAGCCGCCGACCUUUCAACUCUGUUUGACGUUGGUGGAAUCCUAGGGGGAAUCUUUGCUGGUUUCCUAUCAGACAUGGCAGACUGCAGCGCCACCGUUUCUUUCAUCAGUUUAAUUAUAGCUGCACCUUUAGUUUACGUCUAUAAUGCAUAUGGAUAUAUUAGUUUUACAGUCAGUAUAACACUGAUGGCUAUAACAGGGUUCUUUGUAAAUGGACCAUAUGCUCUGAUAACAACAGCAGUAUCUGCAGAUCUGGGUACACAUCCAUCUUUAAAAGGCAAUGCAAAAGCAUUGGCAACAGUCUCAGCAAUCAUAGAUGGUACUGGGACGAUAGGGGCAGCUGUAGGCCCCCUUCUCACUGGUGUUUUAAACCCUAACAACGAUGCAGAAGGCUGGUAUAAGGUCUUUCUCAUGUUGGCUGCUGCAGAAAUAGUUGGAGCUUUGCUGAUGGUUCGGCAGGUCAUAAAAGAAGUCCGCAAUUUUUGCAGAAAAUCAACCGUGUACCAACCUCUAAACUCCGCCCCCAAUGAUUUUGACGGGUUAUUAGACCUUCAACGCUACUCCAAGAAACAGGAUAUUUGUAAACAUGUACUCCAGACGGAAGACUCCGCCCCUCUCAUACUCCACCUUUCCUUCUCAAACAGGAAUACCGCCCUCUACGCAGAGACCAGUUUAGCGGGCCCUGAUUUUUAGGCCCGUGGGAGACUCUUUAAUAGUGAGCUUCACUUAGAGUCUUCCGGAUUAAUGGAUGAUCACUGACACCACGGAACAUACACGCUAGAUGGGAUGACAAGUACUGCCAUGGUUGCUGCCAUUUUUUAAAUCUCGCACUCACACAUGAUUUGUAAACCUGUUUUUUAGUUUGACUUCAUACAUCGGGGUGGGGAGGGGGAGGGGGUGUCACAUUGAGCACCAUACAUCAUCCGCGUACAUCACUUUUUGAAAUGUUCCCUAAAUGAGGGUCGAAUCCUAGAGUAGUUUUGAUCCUAUACUGUACAUGUUAAAGAUGUUCAUGCAUGGGUAUAUAGUUGUUCGUGAAGUAGGCAACUUGGCGAUCACUACAUAACACUGAGCCAACGGAUAUUACGCUCCUGUGCAUAUGUCCCUGUGCUGCCCUCUAUAAACCCACGCAUGAGCAACUU
Strongylocentrotus purpuratus (purple sea urchin) is the source of this 2225-nucleotide messenger RNA. RefSeq names its product glucose-6-phosphate exchanger SLC37A2. Gene Ontology annotation, molecular function: glucose 6-phosphate:phosphate antiporter activity. The transcript is spliced from 18 exons. The record is from RefSeq and is a predicted model, not a curated record. Gene Ontology annotation, cellular component: endoplasmic reticulum membrane. Gene Ontology annotation, biological process: phosphate ion transmembrane transport; glucose-6-phosphate transport. Bases 79 to 1776 code for a protein of 565 amino acids. Lineage: Eukaryota; Metazoa; Echinodermata; Echinoidea; Camarodonta; Strongylocentrotidae.